UGCUGCUCAUCAUUCCACCAACAUCUCAGCAAGCUGACAAUGACAAAACAUUUCACAGGAAUGAUGGAGACGGUUCUGCUGAGCUUGCUGCUCUGCUCCUCCCUCUCUUCAGCUAUGUUUCCUGAACUUAGAGCAGGAGGCCCCCCAUUCAACCCCAUGGAUCCAGCAAAUAACAACUCCACCACAAACAAUCCGUACCCCAUGUCUCCCGACAUGUCUGGAAUGUCCCGGAUGUUACUGCCAGAGGGCCCCAAUGGAAUAUCCCAACCAGACAUGACGUACUGUCAGAUGCUGAUGGAGUCACCGGUACCCACUCCGAUGGAUCAGGUGCCCUGGUUCUGUCUUUGUUGGCCUUGCCAAAGCAACGGACAGAAGGGAGACCGUGGUGACAGGGGCCUGCCAGGUCGUUCUGGUAGUCCAGGGAUACGAGGACUCACAGGGAUCAGAGGUCUUCCUGGGUUUGUGGGUAGCCAAGGACUAAAAGGUCAGAAAGGAGAUGUUGGUGAGAAGGGCAUGAUUGGGUCUUCUGGAUUGUCUGGGCCAAAGGGUGACCUUGGUUUCAAAGGAGAGAAAGGGGAUCGUGGUACAGAAGGGCCAUCUGGAGAACAGGGUCCACAGGGGGAGUCAGGUGUGUGUCCUGCAUCCUGUGACCUUGCACUGAGCCAAACAGGACAACCAGGCUUACCUGGACCUGCAGGGGCCAGGGGCCUUCCUGGUGUAAACGGCCCCAAAGGGGACACAGGCUCCAAGGGCAGUAUGGGGGAUGGUGGUAGACCUGGAGCCCCUGGGGUUGAUGGUCAGAAAGGGGAUCAAGGGAUGAAAGGGUCAUGUAACUGCAGUAAUGGGGCCAAGGGGGAGCAGGGGAUACAAGGACCUGCAGGGCUAAAGGGACAGCAAGGGAGCGUAGGUACCCAAGGUCCUACAGGCUUAACUGGUGCCAAGGGGGACCUUGGGAACACAGGGAUGACAGGAAUGCCUGGGCCGUGCACUCCGGCCAUCAUGUCCUCUUUCUCGGCCUCCCUUAGCACAGUGUUUCCCAUGCCCGACAUGCCCGUGCCUUUCACCACAGUCAUCACCAACCGGCAAAUGCACUUUAACCCUUUCCUGGGUGUUUACACUGCACCAAUCAAUGGUACUUACGUCUUCAGCUACCACCUAGUGGCUUUCAGCAAAGUGCUCAAGGUGGGGCUGUUCCUUAACUUCAACCCUGUAGUCAAGACAACUGAGACCACGAAUUUGGCCUCUGCCAGCCAGCAGGUUGUGCUGCAUCUGACAGAGAGGGACCGUGUGUGGCUGCAGGUGAAGGACGUCUUCACAAAUGGCAUGUAUGCAGACACUGAGACCAGCAGCACCUUCUCUGGAUUUCUGCUCUACCCAGAUUCCUGUGACAUGAUCUCCGGCCGAGACUUUAUGCCACCUGUUCAUGGGGGAGUAUACACAUGGGGUGAGAUGCCAGGCCCCACCCUAAGCCCUACCACAGCUCGCUAAACAGAGAUGGAAAUAUUUGUGUCCUACAUCCACUACACACGCAACCAUAACAGUGAAAGGACAAAUCCACACCUGCACUUGUGUUCUCAAAUACGGGGACACAGUUUCCAGUCCCAACACACGCGCCUUCGUAAAUCAAGAAAUGUUUUGAGCAGUGGCUUGUUAGCUGUAGGUAGUUUGUUGUUGUGCCUUAAACUAUUUCUUAAUUCAAUUAUAUUUAAUUGUUGUCUAAGGAUACAUUAAAUUUGUGUUUGUAGUUAAAAUCGUGAUUGCAUUUUUUUAGCAGACGCACUUUGCAUUCUUAGAGAAAAUCGCAUUGAGUCAGGAGAUUGAGAUACUAGCAUACUUUUGGACUUUAUGUCUUCCAUGGCCUCUCAUGCUCUUCAAACAGGAUAAAAAGAAGACAUUAUUUUCCUCAUUAGAUAUUUACUCUUAAAUGCAAGCACCAGUUGCAAUGUAAAUGUUUGAAAUGUAUAUUAGAUUGUUUAACAGAGCUUUAUUUUUGAUUAAUCAACAGACUAAAUUGAAUAUUGUGAAAUGUAUUACAGUAACCAGCAGUUUGCAAGAAUAAUGUAUACUCCUAUGACAAGCAAAAUGUAUUUUAGAGAAAGAUGAAUACAUUAAUGAAACACACGAUAGAAGUGCAAACAUAUUGUUGCUUUACAGUUAUCUUUGACAGGUACGCUUUGUGAUCAUUUCCUCAUAAUAAAGCGCACAUAAACUCUCAU
This is a messenger RNA of Hypomesus transpacificus, 2216 nucleotides long. RefSeq names its product inner ear-specific collagen-like. NCBI's taxonomy places the organism in Eukaryota, Metazoa, Chordata, Actinopteri, Osmeriformes, Osmeridae. Bases 40 to 1488 code for a protein of 482 amino acids. The record is from RefSeq and is a predicted model, not a curated record. The transcript has 5 exons. Gene Ontology annotation, molecular function: protein binding.